UAUUACUAAGCAAUUAAGUAGAAAGAAAGAAAGAAAAAUGGCCAAGUCGUGCACUCUCGUUUCUCUCCUCUGCAUGUACUUCCUUCUCUUUUCUUCAACUGGUUUGAAGGCAGUGGAGGGUGCUGACUGUGGAAGGUACAGCGGUUCCUGGUCGGGAAUCUGCCUCUCGUCGGACAACUGUAAUACCCAAUGCAUUGAAAGGGAACACGCUAAAUAUGGAGGGUGUCACUUUGAUGACAACGGUUCUGCUUGCUUCUGUUAUUUCGACUGCUAGCUAGAGCUACUACAAGUGUACUUGCGUUCCGAAUCAAUUACGUUGUUUCUUCCUCAAACUAAAUAUGUAUAAUGUAUGCAUUUGUAUCCUUUGUCUUUUGUUUUACUUUUCUUCCAAAAUAAUUUGCUUUUGGCUUACGUUGCAUGAGUGUUAUGAACUUAAUUAUGAUGAUCUAUAUAUAUGUAAUAAAACUUUUCAUUGACUUUUAUGUGAAGUUGUGAGAAUUGC
Eruca vesicaria subsp. sativa (arugula) is the source of this 502-nucleotide messenger RNA. The record is from the annotation of a GenBank genome assembly. Lineage: Eukaryota; Viridiplantae; Streptophyta; Magnoliopsida; Brassicales; Brassicaceae.